AUGACUUCGACCGAUUUGCCUGAAAAAGAUGCUUAUUUAGCAGUUACCACUCAAAAAUCAAUUGUUGAUGAUCCUAGUGCAGACAAAGCUCUUCAAUUUCUUGCUGAGCACGCUGGCAAGUUUGAAGAGCUUACUCCGGCCGAGGAAAAAUGGGCGAUUAGGAAGACCGAUCUAAUUUUGCUGCCAACACUCUUCUUCACUGCCACCAUGGGUGCCGUUGACAAAGUCUCUCUUAGUACGGCCGCCAUAUUUGGAUUCAAGACCGACAACAACCUUGUUGGACAGCAGUACUCCUGGCUGGGUGUGCGAUCGUUCCCGGUUGCUCUUUGA
Ogataea angusta is the source of this 330-nucleotide messenger RNA. RefSeq lists its product as uncharacterized. The record is from RefSeq and is a predicted model, not a curated record. The transcript has 2 exons. The coding region runs from base 1 to 330 and encodes 109 amino acids. NCBI's taxonomy places the organism in Eukaryota, Fungi, Ascomycota, Pichiomycetes, Pichiales, Pichiaceae.